ACGUUUGCCGCCCAACAGCUGAACACUUGAAAAAAAAAGCAUUUUCCGAACGAAUGGCGCUUAGACGCAGGCGUUCCCGCCCUCAGUGCUUAAGCAGACGCGAAACGGAACGCACGCGUGAUUCCCGCGCGAAUACCGAACGGACAUCGCGACGAGAAAAAUUACCAAAAAAAUAUCAAAGUUAUAAAUCCUAUCUUAUUAAUAUUUUAAAAUUAUUUAGCCAGUUGAUUUUCUUGUUUAUUAACGUGAACAUUUGGGUUUUUGAAAAGUGAUUUAUUACAAUAGUGCGUGUAACUGUGGCAGAUUGCAAUAAAAAACGGGGGAAAGCUGUUUGCUGUCAUCUGUCAAAAAGGUUGAGAUGGAGGCGAAGGUAAAGGAGGAGGUGCCUGACAAGGACUACACGCAGCCGACUUCCACAGAGAGGAGGAAAUCCACCACCACAUCAAAAGAGCAUCGAUCCCCAGAGCAGGAAGAAGCACGCUCGUCUCCCACUCCUGGCCCCGCCAGCCCUCUGCACAACGGCACCGCUGCAGCACUAUCCUCCACGGAGUCUCUCUCCCCCCCGCUGGCAGAAGGCUCGCGGUCCGCGCCGGCGCUGCAGCGUCUACGCAAGUUCCUGUCAGCGCUGCAGCAGUUCGCGACGGAUAUGGGUGUGGAGACAGGGGAUAGAGUGCGGCAGCUGAUUCAUAACCUUGUGUCGGGCACCCUGAACAUCGAGGAGUUCCAAGCAGGCGUGCAGGAGAGCACCAACUACCCGCUGCGCGCGUCCGUGCCGGGCUUCCUCAGAGCACUGCUCCCGCUGGCACAGAGGGACUUGCAUGCCAGGGCUAGGAGAGCUAAACAGACUCCGCUGCAAUACAUCAGAUCACACGAGCACCUGAUCCUGGAGUCAGGAGGCGACAGCAGCGACAUCUUCGCGCCACAUCCACCCGGGGCAGCCGCCGAGACCGGGGUCAAGAGGCGAGCUAGUGACCCGUUCUACGAGCCAGGCACCACAAACGGCACCCACGAAGAGUACCCUCCUCAAGCCAAGCGCUCCCUGCUUCUGAACCCAUCACCAUUCCUCUACCCGUUGCCUAGCAACGCCAGUUUGUUUGACUACGGACACUAUCAUUACCAUGGACAGGAGGGGUACGAGAGGAGAGAUGGUGGCAUAUCAGUCCGUGAUGUGUCCUCAAUGAACGCCGGGUUCGCGGAGCCCCGAGUGCUGGGUGCUGCGCCCCCCGGGCCUCUCAAGACUGAUGACGAGUGGAAGAACAUCAACACCAUGCUGAACUGCAUCCUCAGCAUGGUGGAGAAGACUAAGCGAGCGUUGGCUAUACUGCAGCAGAGAGGUGUAGAACCAACAGAAAGUAAUGACAUAAAGCGCGCUGCGAGCGAGAUCAUGGCGACUGCCGUGCGCCAGACCGAGGAAAGAGUCGCAGAGGUGCGGAGACGAGCUGAGGAUGCUGUCAAUCAGGUGAAACGUCAAGCGCUGCUAGAGCUGCAGCGCGCAGUGGGCGCGGCCGAGUCGAAGGCGCUGGAGCUGGUGGCGGCCGAGCGCAGCAAGCCGCGACACUCGCCGCCGCCCGGCCGCGACCUCUCGCCCACCGCCAGCGCGCAGCAGAAUUGCUGCUGGAACUGCGGUCGCAAGGCGCAGGAGACGUGCUCGGGCUGUAACGCGGCGCGAUACUGCGGCGCCUUCUGUCAGCAUAAGGACUGGGAGAACCAUCACCAGGUAUGCAGCGGCCGCGACCAAAAACCAACAGGGCUACGAACAUCCCCACCAGCCACUCAGCCCUCUUUACCGAAGCCACUCACACGAGCCACGACUCCAAUAGCCACGAGCACAGCCCCAGCCCCUGACGCGCGACUCUCACUAACCACCCUGAACUCUGCGGAGCGGUUGCUGAACAACCAAGAGAGGACGGAUCGUAUAACCCUGGCGUCAUUGUCGACGGCGCAAGGGUUGAUCGGCAUAGGAAAGAAAUGACGACUGAACAAGGAACCCUUUGUCAGCAGUGUAAGGUUCCCUAGGAAGGUCCGACGGUAAAUUAGUGCCGCCAUUUUUAGAAACAUUCUUUAUUUGAAAAUAAAAAUAUAUUUUUGUUGAUUUUUUUUCGGACUUGGCCGUGCUCUGCCGC
Molecule: messenger RNA, 2123 nt
Organism: Helicoverpa armigera (cotton bollworm)
Lineage: Eukaryota; Metazoa; Arthropoda; Insecta; Lepidoptera; Noctuidae
Gene: nvy
Product: protein CBFA2T3
Exons: 12
Coding region: 359-1972 (537 amino acids)
Biological process (GO): negative regulation of DNA-templated transcription; DNA-templated transcription
Cellular component (GO): nucleus
Molecular function (GO): transcription corepressor activity
Source: RefSeq, a predicted model, not a curated record